Molecule: messenger RNA, 931 nt
Organism: Striga asiatica
Lineage: Eukaryota; Viridiplantae; Streptophyta; Magnoliopsida; Lamiales; Orobanchaceae
Source: the annotation of a GenBank genome assembly
CACAACUAGGGGAACUCUGCGUUAUAUAAGAGGAAGGAUUUAAAUCAAUAACUUUUGCCUAUUCGAACAAAAAUCAUUUUUUCCUACAUUCAAUCUACCAAAGAAGUGCAGUGCACCCAAUCGAAGAUUAACUUUUCCGGCGAAGGAUGCUCGGGAUUUCAUAUGGAGAACUCUUCCUCCUCUUAGGAGCUGCGGCUGCUCUCAUCGGUCCAAAGGAUCUUCCUGUUAUAGCUAGAACAGCUGGGAGAUUAGCUGGUCGAGCAAUUGGAUAUGUUCAGGUGACGCGUGGCCAAUUCGAAAGCGUUAUGCAGCAAUCUCAAGCUCGCCAGGUUCAUAAAGAACUGCAAGACACAAUGGCCCAAUUAGAAGCCAUACGUCAUGAAAUUCGGUCCAUUUCGUUCAUGAAUCCUGGUCCUUUGACAACAAGGCUAGUCGAUAACAUUGCUGGACAACCUCCCGUAACGAAUGUAGAUAAUGAAUCUUCAAAACCUCCUGAAGAAGAUCUUGCAGCGAAAAUUGAGAUCAGAGAGACCAGUCGCAUGGUUGAGGUAGGUGAAAAAAAAGGAAUUAUAAAAUACCGAAAUACUAGUUUCAAACAAUUUUCACGUUUUCCUAAGGAUCACAGUUUACCGAGCCCGGUACUGUCAGAUAUACAUAGCCAAGCCACUGCGUACGAAAGAUUGGCUGCUGAAUCCCCAUUAGCUGGAAAGUCCAUGGAUGAAGUUCUUGAUGAGUUAAAGGAUGAAUCCGGUCAGUUUGUUGUUCUUCCUAUAUCAGCUGAAAGUGCGAAAUUGUUGCCCAGUAAAAAAGGUGAGCUGAGGGGUUCGGAUAUAUUGUUGGAGGCAGUACUUGAGGAAGAUGUGGCGAGGAAUGCAAAGGGCUUUUUUUCUCAGGCUCAAGACCAAAUAACGAAUUGAACAAACAAAGAAGG